Pyricularia grisea is the source of this 1306-nucleotide messenger RNA. RefSeq lists its product as uncharacterized. NCBI's taxonomy places the organism in Eukaryota, Fungi, Ascomycota, Sordariomycetes, Magnaporthales, Pyriculariaceae. Gene Ontology annotation, molecular function: actin filament binding. Gene Ontology annotation, cellular component: catalytic step 2 spliceosome; nucleolus; striated muscle dense body. Bases 81 to 953 code for a protein of 290 amino acids. The transcript has 2 exons. The record is from RefSeq and is a predicted model, not a curated record.
AACCAAUUAGCCCAUCCAACCCCAAGACGAAUUGCCCGCAAUAUUAUAAUCCCUCGAAGGGGGGGGAUCAAGACGUGGCAAUGGUCAAACCAUUAACAUUCAAGGGCGACAAGAAGCCCAAGAAGAGAAAGCGCCCCGCGGCCGAGGACAACAACGACGAUGCGCGAUCUUCCAAGCAAGCAGCAACCGGAUCGGCGGCGGCCGCUCCAGAGGCCGUCGAUGAGGAAGCCAUGGCAAACGACGACAGCUGGGUGUCGGCCGAGGCGGUAAACGACGUCUCGGGUCCCGUCAUGUUUGUGCUGCCCACGGAGCCGCCGUCGGCGCUGGCCUGCGACGCCGCCGGCAAGGUCUUUACCCUGCCCAUCGAGAACAUUGUCGACGGGAACCCGGCCAGCGCAGAGCCCCACGACGUUCGGCAGGUCUUUGUCGCAAACAAGAUUGUCGGUACCGAGAAUUAUAGGUUCAAGGGACAUCACGGAAAGUAUCUCGGGUGUGACAAGAUGGGCAUACUAUCGGCAACCUCAGAUGCCGUCUCCCCGCUAGAAUGCUUCGUCCUCAUCGCGACGCCAGACACCCCCGGCACGUUCCAGGUGCAGACGCUGCGCGAGACCUUCAUCGCCGUUAAGGAGCCCAAGGCCCGCGCCGCCGCCUCCUCGACGUCCUCUUCCAAAUCGGCCAAGGCCGCCGCACCCGAGGUCCGCGGUGACGCUUCGGAAAUAUCCUUCGAGACCACGCUGCGCAUCCGCAUGCAGGCGCGCUUCAAGCCGCGCAUCAAGGUGUCCAAGGAGGAGAAGGCAAGGGAGAGGAUCAGCCGUCGGGAGCUCGAGGAGGCCGUGGGCCGGCGGCUCGAGGAUGACGAGGUCAGGCUCCUGAAGAGGGCGAGGAGGGAGGGCGAUUAUCAUGAGAAGCUGCUCAACCUCAAGAUCAAGAGUAAGCACGACAAGUACGGCUGAGAUGGAGGAGAGCGUCAGGUUUUGGGAGUUUUGCUGUUUUGUGGUCGGGAAAGGCGUCGUGACAGUGCGACUUGUUAUUAGCAUGUCCUCGGGUUUAUUUUGUCUACUACCAGCGCUGCUAUCAUGAGCCCGGUCUCCAAGCCUUGAUCCGGCCAUCCUCGCCUGCGGUGAAGACGACACGCUCUGCAUCGAAAACACGGAAUGCUCGCACGACUUCGGAACCAUGAGCUCCGGGCAGCCCGACGGAGGAAUUGGUGUCAAAAUUCCAGGUUGCCCCUUUGGAGAAGUGCAGCAACUCAAAUUUCUCUUGUCUGUUUUUGUGUUUAGUUUGUCGCCUGAUCAGCUUGCGGUUC